UGACUACAGGAUGCUAUCCACCGAGCUCUCCUGCCUCCUGGGGCUGCUGGCCAUGGGGGCCCUUGCCUGGAACACCCACCCCACCCUGGCACAGAGCUUUGAGGACCUGCCACCAGCCACCCAGGACCUGAUGGACCAAUUCAAGGCUUUUCAGAUCCAGUAUAACAAGAGCUACGCGGAUCCAGCAGAACAAGAGCGCCGCUUUGAGAUCUUUGCUGACAACCUGGCCUGGGCCCAACAGCUGACAGAGAAGCAUGGGGGCAUGGCCCAGUUUGGGGUGACCCAGUUCAGUGAUCUUACAGAGGAGGAAUUUCACCAGCACUACCAACCAGCCCAGUCUAGCUACAAGGAGCCUAGUUUGAAGACAAGAAAGCACCCAAGACUGCAAAGGCCACUAAUUCGCUCCUGUGACUGGAGGAAGGCAGGAGUCUUGACUCCUGUGAGAAAGCAGAAAAAAUGCCGCAGCUGUUGGGCCAUUGCUGCCGUGGGAAACGUUGAGGCCUUGUGGGCCAUCCAUUAUGAGCAGCAUUUUGAGCUCUCUGUACAAGAGGUGCUGGACUGUGACCGCUGUGGAAAAGCUUGCAAGGGGGGCUUCGUCUGGGACGCCUUCCUGACUAUUCUCCGACAAAGAGGCCUGGCCAGAGAGCGGGAUUACCCCUACCAAGACCAGCUCUCCCGCAAAGGCUGCCAAAAGAAGCAAAACAGAACGGGCUGGAUCCAGGACUUCUUAAUGCUGCCCAAGGAGGAGAAUGCCAUGGCAGAGCAUCUGGCGCUAAAGGGGCCCAUCACAGUGACCAUCAACCAGGCACUCUUAAAGACCUACAGAAAAGGGGUGAUCAGGCCGAAGGACGACUGUGACCCCAACCAAGUGGACCACUCCGUACUGUUGGUGGGCUUCGGCCAGAACACCAAGGACGGUGCCUACUGGAUCCUAAAGAACUCCUGGGGCAGCGACUGGGGAGAAGAGGGCUACUUCCGGCUGCGGAGGGGGACCAACGCCUGCGGCAUCACCAAGUACCCAGUCACUGCGCUUGUGGGAAGAGAAGAUGCGCCAGGGAGGCCCUGUCCCCGCUGAAGACCCCCCCCCCCCUCUAGGAGCUGAACACAAUAAAGCUGUGGGCCCACGACUUCCGAAAUGACCUGGCAGAGGGAGGGAGGGGGAUCGGGGGCGAGCCUGCAGAGACCAUCCUGGGCCUCAGAUGGUGUCAUGGGCCCUGCUGGACAGGCCCUGUGGGACAGCCUCAAAGGGGAGAGACACGUUCCUGAGACGGAACCUCAAUUUCCCUCUUUGCCAGAGUUCUCAUCUCUCUCUCUACCCCCAGCUAAACCUCCCUCGUGGAGCCCCGGCCCUUCGCCACCCUGGCUGCCCUUCUCUGGACAGUUCUCAGACCCCAGUGCCCAGGAUACAAUCCUCCAGAUGGGGGCAGAAUGCAUUGUAUGUGUGGGAGUCACUUCCCUACCUCAAGGCUGCCAGAACCUGUCCCCUACUCUCUAGCUUGCAGUCCACUAAGACCCCCAGAUCUUUUCCAGAAUAAACACCUUCCCCAUCU
Molecule: messenger RNA, 1550 nt
Organism: Monodelphis domestica (gray short-tailed opossum)
Lineage: Eukaryota; Metazoa; Chordata; Mammalia; Didelphimorphia; Didelphidae
Gene: CTSW
Product: cathepsin W
Biological process (GO): proteolysis
Molecular function (GO): cysteine-type peptidase activity
Source: RefSeq, a predicted model, not a curated record